This is a messenger RNA of Spodoptera frugiperda (fall armyworm), 1933 nucleotides long. RefSeq names its product PEST proteolytic signal-containing nuclear protein. The record is from RefSeq and is a predicted model, not a curated record. Gene Ontology annotation, biological process: proteasome-mediated ubiquitin-dependent protein catabolic process; protein ubiquitination. Bases 140 to 778 code for a protein of 212 amino acids. Gene Ontology annotation, cellular component: nucleus. Lineage: Eukaryota; Metazoa; Arthropoda; Insecta; Lepidoptera; Noctuidae. The transcript is spliced from 4 exons.
GCCAUAAAAAGAAAGAUGGCGACAUUCUGUCGUGGUAGUGCAAAUCGCAGUGGAUUAUAUUUGAUUGUCUGAAAAAAUAAGAAUUGGUGCGUGUUUUCAACGACUCUGAUGACUGAAAUCUAUUAGAAACAAAUCAACAAUGAGUGGACGUCAUCGGGAUUACGACAAAGGGUCGUCUCGAUCCACGCGCGAUGAUUCUAGGCAGUACAAGGAAAGGCGCGAUGGCCGGGACAGGGCUGAACGUAGACGUUCGAGGUCGCGCUCCCCGCGGCGUUGGUCUCCAGCGCGCAAUAGUGCUAGCGAUGACGGCUACUCACCCAGCAGAUCUUCCAGCAGCAGAGAUAGAGACAGGAGGAGCUACGAUGAGAGGAGUCAUAAACAUGAUCAAGAUUGGGAUGAACCAGAGGAUGUGCCGGCACCUCCCCCACCUCCUAGAAUCACCAAAAUAUCAAUUGGCUUCAACAAACCAAAAGCUCCUAUCAAAAUGAACAUUGGUGGUCCGGCUAAGCCAGUUGCCAAGCCUACCAUAGCAUCGGUAUUUAAUGCUGAUGAUGAUGAUGAGCCCGAAGAAAUGCCUGCAGAGGCACGCAUGAGGAUGAGGAAUAUUGGCAGGGAAACACCAACAUCAGCAGGACCAAAUUCAUUUGGCAAAACAAAGCAAGGUUUCUGUGAUGCCAAGAAAGUUUUUGAGAAGAACUUGAAGCAAGCACUUGAAAUGGCAGAUAAGCCAGCCAUGCCUAAAUUGCCACAGACUAUAUACAAGCUAGCAGGCCCUUGAUGUUGAUAUAUCGAGGCAUUUGACUGCUUACAAGUUACUGUAGACAGCUUCCAGAGUGUAACACAGUCAGUUAGCUGACCAAAUAAGUGAUAGUCAGGAUAUGCAAUGUGAACGGAUUUGAAAAUGAGGAAAAUUUCAUUGAAAGUUGCUGGUGCAUACAGGUGACACAAUAAUGGCCAAGUGAGGGAUGGAGCUGUCUCAAGUAACUUGUUUGCUAGAGCCCUAAAUCAUUUGCUUAGUCUUUAGUUUAGUGACAAUUUUUCCAAUUGUCUGUCAACUUACCUGAGAACAGUUUUAGAAAUAUUUCUGAAGUGAGGAAAUUGAAAGGUUUGGUAUGGUUUACUAGUAGGUUUUUAAUACUACAAUGUAAUUGGUUUUUAUUGUGGAUUUCCUCAAGUUGUUUGCAAUAAGUAGCCUGUCCUUUAGUUAGUAGCAACAUACUAAAAUAGUGUGUGUAGGAGACAGUAACCAUGCACAUAAUAGACUGUCUUGCUGUUGGAAUUGAUUUAGCAAUUUAAGGCCACAAGCACAUGACUGGUGCCAUAAAUGCUUGGCCUGAGCACUUCAGUUGGGUUACAUGUUUUUUUAAGGUAUAACAUAAUAUUUCAGUCUUCUGAAAACUAUCAUAAUGACAUGCACAAAAUAUUCAACUACAAUGGAAACAAACUGGACUUUAUGGAAGGAAAUGUAUUUAGCUGUGAAAGUUGUGUGGCAUCACUAGGCUACCAACCGUCUCAAGUUAUGUUUGAGAUACUAUUGUACCAAAAUUCCUUGAAGUGAUGAAUUUAAUAAUGUGCUACUUUAUUUCCUUAUAAAUAUAAAAUAAUAUAUUUUAUUUAGAUACCUAUUAGGACAUUACAUUCAUGGAAUGUUUCAUGUUUUCAGUCAUGUUACAAGAUUAGCUAUCUUGUAACAUUUUUAUUAUAAUACAUAGUAACUAUGAAGAUUUUCAUUUUCAAUAAUACUUCCAUUAAUAAUAGUGUAUGAGAUUAUUUGUUUUUCUGAUAAUAUAAUCAAUAAGGUAUAGAAUUGCUCAUCAUAAAAUUAUCAGCUUCUUUAUUUCUUAGUGACAGUGUAACUUUUACUGAAAAAUAAUUUUCAAUAACAUUUAUGUAUUGUACUUAUAAACAAAUAAAUGGAUAAAUUUUACUGCAA